AUGUGUUAGAGGAACGUUAUAAUUCCCCUCUGUAUAAAAUCUUGACUGUGGAAGAUCUGCUAAAGUUCAAGUUAGUUUAUAGCUAUAGGAGAACAUACCAUGGCUGUUUUGAAGUAUUUGUUCGUGGUAAUGGCAGGUCUGACCUGCCUUGAGUGCAAAUAUUUGAAAGCAACCAAUACUCCGCAAACCAUUGAAACUUACGGGUACAGCUUCUGGUUGCAGUAUUCAAGCAAUAUGUUUCAAAGCUGGAGCAUUGAAACGGAAGAUAGCUUGAACGUUGUCGAGGUCAUGAUAGAUACGGAUAUUGAGACCUGCUGUGACAGUUUAGAACUAUUUGAUGGUCCUAACAGUGAAGCAGAUUCUCUAGGAAUAUUUCGCGGAACCUAUUCUGGGAAUAAAGUUACAAGUUCUGGUCGGCAGAUGUACGUGGUGUUCCGAAGUGACAGUUCAGUGCAGAGGAGAGGAUUUCGACUCGCAUAUAAACAGGUGGAUGAAAAGAAGGUUAUCUGGAUGAUUGUUGGAAUAGUUUUGGCAGUAUUAAUAACCAUUUUGAGCGUUUGUCUGAUCCUGUUCCUCUGUGGUGUGUGCAAGUCGAAGGACCAAGUGGCCUCCAUCCGACCUAACUAUGGACAGCAUCAGCAGCCUGUCUGGAUGAUUCCUAGGCCACAGAAUCACGUUCAGGUAGUUCCUGGGCAGUUUGUACCACCACCGACGUAUCAGGACGUUACCUAUCAGAAUCAGCAGGCUAUGGACAUGCAGGACAUGGACCGAGGAGUCCGGCCAGGAACAGCGGACAUGGCAAUGUCAAACGUAUCACGUGACAACAUAAUGGUAAAUUCACUACCACCAAGGCAGCAUUACGAGAGAACAUGAACGUUUGACUGGACGUCACUAGUGACCUGUGUUCGAACAUUUGACUGGACAUCACAACUGAUCUGUGCUGUGACAUUUUAUUGGUCGUCACAACUGAAUGUCACUUUAGUAUUGUAAUGAUUUUGUUCUUUAAUAUAUUUGCUAACAUACAUUUUGUUACUACCCUUUUUUGUUGUUCCCGCGUUUGAAAUGUUGAUGCUAUUUUGAUUUUCUUGUAUGAAGAUGUAUGACUAUGUCGUCAGAUAUUGUCACG
Molecule: messenger RNA, 1126 nt
Organism: Mizuhopecten yessoensis (Yesso scallop)
Lineage: Eukaryota; Metazoa; Mollusca; Bivalvia; Pectinida; Pectinidae
Exons: 6
Coding region: 100-873 (257 amino acids)
Molecular function (GO): serine-type endopeptidase activity
Source: RefSeq, a predicted model, not a curated record